Molecule: messenger RNA, 1071 nt
Organism: Erinaceus europaeus (western European hedgehog)
Lineage: Eukaryota; Metazoa; Chordata; Mammalia; Eulipotyphla; Erinaceidae
Gene: PPP1R14C
Product: protein phosphatase 1 regulatory inhibitor subunit 14C
Exons: 4
Coding region: 31-543 (170 amino acids)
Biological process (GO): regulation of phosphorylation
Cellular component (GO): cytoplasm
Molecular function (GO): protein serine/threonine phosphatase inhibitor activity
Source: RefSeq, a predicted model, not a curated record
GGCCGCUGUCGGGCUCCACGCGGCGGGGACAUGUCGGUGGCGACGGGCAGCAGCGAGGCGGCCGGCGGGGCGAGCGGCGGGGGCGCACGGGUGUUCUUCCAGAGCCCUCGGGGCGGCGCGGGCGGCAGCCCGGGCUCCAGCAGCGCCUCUGGCUCCUCCCGGGAGGACUCGGGGGGCGCAGCGGGGCAGGUGCAGCAGCAGCAGCAGCAGCAGCAGCAGCAGCAACAGCAGCAGCAGCGACGCCACCAGCAGGGGAAAGUGACCGUGAAAUACGACCGCAAGGAGCUUCGGAAGCGGCUGGUGCUGGAGGAGUGGAUCGUGGAGCAGCUGGGGCAGCUGUAUGGCUGCGAGGAAGAAGAGAUGCCAGAUGUAGAAAUUGACAUCGACGAUCUUCUUGAUGCAGACAGUGAAGAGGAAAGAGUUUUAAAAUUGCAGGAAGCUCUUGUAGACUGCUACAAACCGACAGAGGAAUUCAUCAAGGAAUUGCUCUCUCGCAUAAGAGGCAUGAGAAAACUGAGCCCUCCACAGAAGAAAACGGUAUAAGCAGGGUAGAGUACCUUCAAGGAACAAAAGAAGAAGAAGAGGUCCAUGGAUUUGGACUUCAUGAAGAACAGUUGACUUUAUUCAGAACAGUUGUCCUUGAGAAUGACUUUUAUUUCGGGUGUGGAGAGGAGCUAAUUAGCACAUUUCCUCCAGAGUGUUCCUUUUCUUGUUUUCAGAGGUUUUCAUUAGUGUGAUAUUUGAAUAACAAAGAUAUAAAUGACUCUGGUGUCAGCGUGACCAAGGCUUAUCCAAACCAGGCAGGCAUCUGAGGAUGGUUUGGGCUGGGCCAGGCAGGCAAUAAUAGCUUCUUGGAGAAUCAUAUCAGAUGUGACAAUACAGGGUUGAUGGUUUUCUUACAGUUUGGUAAUACCUUUUUCUCUGCAGCUGUACAUUGGACUCUGAUGUUGACUUUUUUUUUGUACUUGUAUAUAUAAAUAUAUAUAUAUAUAAAUAUCUUCGACACCUAAGUUAAAAUGUAGAUGUGAGUGUCACUUCACAUUGAUGGAAUAAACUUGUGGUUGUCCUUUU